Cuculus canorus (common cuckoo) is the source of this 2334-nucleotide messenger RNA. It is a transcript of the gene SCAMP2, whose product is annotated as secretory carrier membrane protein 2. NCBI's taxonomy places the organism in Eukaryota, Metazoa, Chordata, Aves, Cuculiformes, Cuculidae. The transcript has 9 exons. Gene Ontology annotation, cellular component: trans-Golgi network membrane; recycling endosome membrane. Bases 110 to 1111 code for a protein of 333 amino acids. Gene Ontology annotation, biological process: protein transport. The record is from RefSeq and is a predicted model, not a curated record.
CGAUCACGUGUCUAACGCAGAAGCGGCUGAGCGGCGGGAGGCGCGGGUCACGUGGCUGUCCCGGAAGCGGCGGCGCGGCGGGAGGCGCGGGGCAGCGCGGGCCGCGCCUAUGUCGGGCUUCGACACCAACCCGUUCGCCGAUCCGGUGGACAUCAACCCCUUCCAGGAUCCCUCGGUGACACAGCUCACAAAUGCAAACCAAAGUGGCUUGGAUGAAUUCAACCCCUUUUCGGAGAGCUCCCAGCUGACAAAUGCAGCACGGACGACGCCAGCCACGCAGCCCUCCAGCCACUCGCAGCCUGCUGUUCUGCAGACGUCAGUGGAGCCCACUCCCCAGGCUGUGGCUGCGGCAGCACAGGCUGGGCUCCUUCAGCAGCAGGCGGAGUUAGAGCGGAAGGCAGCUGAGUUGGAGAAAAAGGAACGGGAACUGCAAAGUAAUGCAGCCAGCAUUAAUCCGAGGCAAAACAACUGGCCGCCUCUUCCCAAGAGAUGUCCCAUCAAGCCCUGUUUUUACCAGGAUUUUUCUGCAGACAUCCCAGCCGACUACCAACGGAUAUGCAAGAUGCUGUAUUACUUGUGGAUGCUGCAUUCGAUUACCCUGCUCCUAAACCUGCUGGCUUGCCUGGCGUGGUUCACAGUCGCGAUGGAAAGAGGAGUGGACUUUGGUCUCUCGAUCCUGUGGUUUGUUUUAUUCACCCCUUGUGCCUUUCUCUGCUGGUACCGACCAAUUUACAAGGCUUUCAGGUCUGACAGCUCCUUCAGCUUCUUCGUCUUCUUUUUCGUCUUCUUCUGCCAAAUAGCAAUCUACAUCAUCCAGGCUGUUGGCAUUCCUGGCUGGGGAGACAGCGGAUGGAUUGCGGCACUGUCGGAGCUGCAUGGGAACCUGGCCGUGGCUAUUAUCAUGAUGGUGGUGGCAGGAUUCUUCACACUGUGUGCGGUUCUCUCCCUCUUCCUCCUGAAGCAGGUGCAUUCCCUGUAUCGGCGCACAGGAGCCAGUUUCCAAAGGGCACAGGAAGAGUUUUCCCAAGGCAUCCUCACCAACAGGAGCUUCCAGAACGCCGCGGCGGGGGCAGCCUCCUCAGCUGCACAGAGUGCUUUCCGGGGGAACUAGCUCUUCCCAAGCUGCCUCGCCCUUGCUUCCUCUGUCGUCAUCACCCCAACCUUCUAUUUUUUUUUUUUUUCCUUUAAAGAUGCACUUUUGGGGAGUAUUUUGUGCUCUGUGAUACCGACUCCAGCUGAGAAGAGGGCUGGGUUUUUAGCUCCAGCUGUGCUACAUUUCUGAUCAUGACAGUUACUUUUCCCUGUCUUGUUUUAGAGUGUGGGGAGAUGGGGGAGCAGUUCUCCAAAGCAAAUCUGUUUCUCUCUCCAGAACCUAACGAGCAUUUGUCUCUCUCCCUCCCCUCGCCCUGUCUGUAGGGGGAAAGCGAGGGGGUGUGGGUGUUUGGUUUUAUUCUCUUUCCUGUUGGCCUUUGCCAUGAAGAAUUUGAUUAUCUGUUGGGUUGGGCAGUGGGUUGUAACUUGCAUGUUGUUUGUGUCGUUAAUUUUAAGAGCGGAAACUUGUACUUUUUGGUUUAUUACACUUACACCAUGCUGCAUUUUGACCUCUUUAACUCCCUGGCUUCCCAAGAAGCAGGGUGACAUGGCAUGAGGGAAAACCUGGGAGCAUGGGUGUUGGAUGGGAAGGAAAUGCUAUUCAUUAUGUUCCCCUGUAGCAGAUCCCCACUCUCCUUCCAUGAGGAUCCUGCUAACAAUGUCUCUUGGGGCACAGGCAGGGAGAGAAGGGAUCGGAGUCUUCACCGUGGCCUUAAACCAAAGGAAGGGGGGGAAAAAGGGAUUUUUUUACUCCCCAGCUCUGCUGAUUGGGAGCAUCGGCACCGCAGACACUGGCUCAAACACCGCGUGGUGCCUGCGCUGGCCUUCUCCAAAUGCCCUUUAGUGGGACAACUCCUCCCUGCCUUCCUUCACCCAUGUAUGGUCUUUUUCCGCUGGGAAAGAACUGGUUGAGUGUUUAGCUUGGAAAGCUGUGUCCGGAGAUGGGAUUGAUGUCCCUUUGGAGGUGGAUGCAGUACAGGGGAGGCGAUGGGGAGAGUCCCUGUCCCCCCCAACUCCCUAAUUUGGUGGGAGGGGGGCUUUAAGUACAGACCUGACUGCUCUGCUGCCCAUUUCUGUCCCCUCCAGCCCUGGAAGGAGUUGCAAUUGGUAUCCCCGUCCCUGUCCUCGCCCAUUACCCGGCGGGUUUUCCCCCCGCCCCGCCUCCUGUAUUAUUGAGCCCCGCGUCUGAUCUUUUCAUGUAAAAGAAGAAAAAGUUAAUAAUAAAAUGUAUAUGUGCUCAAA